AUGACACUACCGCGUGCAUCCAAGAAAUCCACCUCCGCAACCCCAUCCAUAGCCGCAACUCGCCAGGGCGCACAGCAGUCCCGAAGACAGAUCAUCGGCGAAGCAGAAGAGCUUGACGAUUCUGGCGAAGCCAACAGUGCAGGCGAUGACGAAGAUUCAGGGCACGAAGGGACACAAGCAUCACAGAACACUUCCGAUGGCCCGCUGGAGCACCUGAUGGCGAAGAUGGUAGAGGACCAACGCAAGCGUUACGACAUGUUAAAGAAAAACGUAGGUAGGACUUACAACAACCAUUACGACAAUAUCGAAGAGUCCAUCAACAUUGUAUACGACACACACGAACAAGAGGCGUCAACAGCCCACCAAGCGCAGCUCAAACGCCUCCAAGACCUAUUCGACCAAAAGACUAGCAUCGAGACCGCUAUGACAAGGCAGCUAGCAAGCUUGCAAAAGAUAUACCAUGCGCACUCUCGUGAUCUGGAGGCAGUCGUUGACCGCCGACUAAGAGAGAUGAAGUGA
This is a messenger RNA of Alternaria atra, 519 nucleotides long. RefSeq lists its product as uncharacterized. The record is from RefSeq and is a predicted model, not a curated record. The coding region runs from base 1 to 519 and encodes 172 amino acids. Lineage: Eukaryota; Fungi; Ascomycota; Dothideomycetes; Pleosporales; Pleosporaceae. The transcript has 3 exons.